ACGUCAUCGGGGCGUGGACCUUUAAAUCUUACAUCACCACCGCUUAUUGGUUCACAUCAUCACAUGGCCGCUGGACAGCCAAUCACAACCUCUGGUGUUGACGGGUCACCGCUCUUUCUCUUUCCAGCAGGAAGAAUCGAUGCGUCGACUUGAGCACAAUCAGAAAAACCGACGGAAAUAUUCCCAUGAAACAGCGCGUGCCAGCUUCAGCCGCACUACCAGGACCGUUAACGGACUUCCGGUCUCCAUGUUGGUUCUCGUAACGGCCUGAGAGCGACGGGGGAGAGGCGAACCGGAGAGAGGACGUCGGUGCCGGUAACCGUGUGAGGUUUUUCUUGUAUGGGUGACUGAGCGGCGGCCAUGAGCGGCGAGCCGGACGCCCUGGCCGUGGUCAACCAGCUGAGGGACCUGGCCGCGGACCCCAUGAACCGCAGGGCCAUCGUCCAGGACCAGGGCUGCCUACCAGGGCUCAUCCUGUUUCUGGACCACUCCAACCCUCAGGUGGUCUACUCCGCCCUCCUGGCGAUCCGAUACCUGGCGGAAUGUCGACCCAACAGGGAGAAGCUGCGGGAGGAGCUGGGAAUGAUGCUGAGCCUCCAGAACGUCGUCCAGAAGUCCACGACUCCCGGAGAGACUAAGCUGCUGGCAUCGGAAAUCUACGAGUUGCUGCAGGCGGCGAGCGGCGCCGACCCGGAGCCGGCCGAGGAGGCCGUCAGCGGCCGCCGGAAGGCCCACUUCUUCCUGGGUUCUAGCAACAAGCGGGCCAAGACCGUCAUCCUCUACAUCGAUGGGCUGGACGACCCGAACCGGAGGAGUCUGUGUGAGGAGGCGCUGCUGAAGAUCAGAGGAGUCAUAAGCUUCACCUUCCAGAUGGCCGUGAAGAGGUGCAUCGUCCGGAUCCGUUCGGACCUGCAGGCCGAGGUUCUGGGAUCCGCCAUCGCCGCCACGCAGGUGAUGAAGGCCCAGCAGGUGGUGAGAGCCGAGAACGGCGACGAGGUUCUGAUCCCGUUUGCUGAGGACGGUUCUGUAGUGGUGGAGCAGAAUGUGGACCUGCCAGACUACCUGCCGGAGGAUGAGAGUCCAUCUGAGGAACCCGACAAGGCGGUGAGCCGGGUCGGAUCGAGUCAGGACGGGGCCGGCUGGCUUGGAGCUGCUGCCAACUUCCUGUCCCGAUCCUUCUACUGGUGACCCUGUAAGACCGCCCACCCUCCUGCACUGCACCGCUCAGAACCAGAACCAGAACAACCUACCAGCUGCCAAACAUUCCGUCUGAUCCGGAGCAGAACGUCAUCAGAGACCCACCAUGAGGCUCUUCUCCGCAUCUGACACAAAAACCAUGUUGUCUUAACAAGCGGGACGAAUCCUGCUGAGACCCGAACCGGGUCAGAACCCAGAACCCAAACAGGAAGCACCAAUUUUCCUGCUUUUAACUUUUUAUUAUUUAUUCCAACUGGCCAACGUGUCUCAGGACAAGCAGCUUCACGUCAGUCGGUUAAGAUCCACAGACCAGUUCUGACCCGGCUCAGAACUGAUCCACAGACCAGUUCUGACCCGGCUCAGAACUGAUCCACAGACCAGUUCUGACCCGACUCAGACAGCAGACGGAGUUGGUUCUGAUCCGUAGACACCAGAACCGUUUCAGAUCAGAAUCCAAACCCAGGUUCUGCUGGUUUUCAUGUUACAGAACCAUGAGUCCAGUUAGUUCUGACCCGGCUGGUUGGCGCUGUUCUUCACCAAACAAGCAAAGAGAUCCGACCCGGAGUCUCCACUGUGUUUCUGAUGGGUCGGAGGUGUAGAACCUUCCAGAACCUCUUGUUUACAUGGACCCUGACUGAAUGCCUUGAAACUGAACUUUGCUUUGAAUGUGUGGAUCAGAACCAGAACCAGUGUUGUGUUUGAUGGUGUCAGUGUUACCCAUUUCCCACUAGAAGCUCGACCCAAAACAGGAAACGUUCAGAACUUCAGAUCUCAGAGGAACAAACGCUUCUGACCAAACCGAAGCUUUGAAUAUGCCAGAAGAAUGAAGAAUGAACAGAACUUUCCAGCAUGUUGCAGGCCCGGCCCCGCCCACCAAACCGUCUGUCCAAUCAGAUUCCUGAUCACCUGUCUGUUUCAGCAUCAUGUGUCCUCCUUCAUCACUCACUGUGGUUCCAUCAAAGCUUUUUUUCCCUGCACGAACUGAACAACACUGCAGUACCAGGUCUGCCCUGGGACCAGGUCGCACCCAAGACUGGGUCGGACCCAGUACCACGUUGGACCCAGGACUAGGUCUGACAUGUCAGUUACUCAGAUUGGACAUCGGGUUGGUGUUAUAAGCUUUCUGAUUAUGGUAUGUUAAUCUGGUGUCAUCGAUCUGCUCCUGUAAUAUCUCUCCUCAGGUUUUUUUCAGGUUUUUGACAUCUUGCUUACCCAUCAUCAUCAUCAUCAGUGCUGUUCUAAUGAUGGUUUCCUGAAGUUUAAAUAAAAUCUGUCCUGAA
This is a messenger RNA of Melanotaenia boesemani (Boeseman's rainbowfish), 2477 nucleotides long. Its product is annotated as armadillo repeat-containing protein 1-like. The transcript has 7 exons. Lineage: Eukaryota; Metazoa; Chordata; Actinopteri; Atheriniformes; Melanotaeniidae. The record is from RefSeq and is a predicted model, not a curated record. Gene Ontology annotation, molecular function: protein binding; metal ion binding. Bases 361 to 1188 code for a protein of 275 amino acids.